Leptomonas pyrrhocoris is the source of this 7996-nucleotide messenger RNA. RefSeq lists its product as hypothetical. Lineage: Eukaryota; Euglenozoa; Kinetoplastea; Trypanosomatida; Trypanosomatidae. The transcript has a single exon. The record is from RefSeq and is a predicted model, not a curated record. The coding region runs from base 266 to 7996 and encodes 2576 amino acids.
AGUUGUGGUGUGUUUUGUGCUUCGCCAACCUUGCGGUGUGUCCCAAGUGGUGUCACUACUGAACGGCACAACGCUCCUCUUUACCUUUCUGGUUGCUGACUGACACAAAGAUAAUUUUUGAAUGAUCCUCAAUACUCCAGUCAAAACCACUUUUGAAGUACCUGUAGACACACAACCACGCUUUUUUUUUCCACCACAACACUCCCAUGUAAGUUAGCCAAUUCCAUUUUAUUUUUCUGUAAACCAACAAAUUAGAGCUGUUUCCAUGCCUGUCGAACAGGCACAGCUUCGCGCGUCGUCAGCACUGACGUCGUCGGCGGCAACGACAACACUUCAUCUUAGCCUUCUCACAAGUCACUACUUGGGCGUCACAGAUGCUGACGAAGCCGCAUCUACAAGUGGUGUGUCUGGUGGGCACAAGAGGGAGGCAGCAAACGCAAAGGCUGCCGUGGCAGCACCCAAAACAGCUGGCAAAGAGAGAGAGACGUACGCGUGCCGCACCUCGGCCGAGCAGCUGGACAGCGUCGCACGAGUGCUGCGAUUGGUGUUGCACAAACGUUUCCACCCUUCACUCUCCCCUACCUCGUCCGCAUUGCAGCAGUCCACCGAGGACGAGUGCGUCAGCAUCGCCUUACAGGCCCAUUAUGUGCAGCUGGCCAAAGCAGUACGGGACGGUGCCAUUUCCUGGGCUGAACUAACGCCGAUGCUGGGUGACGCGGGGAUAGAGAAAUUUGCGCUGAAAGACGUCAGUUCACCUGGUGAUGACGCACAGCCGAAGCUGUCGAUCUUGUCGUUGCUGAGCGACCAGCUAGGUGUCCCCGCUACCGCUGCCGUGGCACCCGCUGCCGCCACAACCACCACUACGAACAGGACAUCGUCAGCAAAGCCCGGCUCACAAACCUCUAGCCGGGGCCGUGGCAGCGCUGGUAAUGGGGCCAAUCGCCGCAGUACGUCAUCCAACUCCUCACGGCGCGACUCAGCGCCGAGCACCGGUCAGCAAAUCUUGACGGACGCAGAGAACCGUUUCUGUCAAGCAUAUAUCAACGGUUAUCUACCACCUUGUGAGGUCGUCAGUGUGCCCACAAGCGCCGCAGCGCCGAAAGACAGUCCUUCCUCCCCCGUCUUCCCUUCGCCAUCGUUCCCCGUCUUCUUUCUUUAUCACCUCGCCCACGAAGAGGAGGUGGUCGCCGCCCUUGCAGCGCGGAGCAGCGCGGAGUUGGACGCUGCGGGCAGUGAGACUGGCAAUGCACUAACAGAGCGGGAGCGGCGUCGUGCGCGUGCGAGUCAGGCCGCUGCGCUUGUAACACGCGCGGUGUGGUGCACGCUUCGGCCGGUUCUGCGCUCCUACCUUCACCGUGUCGAGGCAACGGCGAUUCCUUCGCACCUCUCCGUUGUCUGGGCCGUAGCGGACCCAUCUUUGCUGGAAGGGCUGAACAGCUACACUGGCGAGGACGCGGAGGAUGUCGCCUCUUUCUUUCCUUGCCCUUCCGCCGUGCCAGCAAGCGGGGUGUCCGCGUCGGAAGUGGUGGAGCGUGUCGAGGCGGCGUCAGUGGAGCGCUGGGUGCGAUUAGUGCCGCGCAGUGCGAUCUACCUUUACGAUCCGGCAACAUCGUCUGGGCCGGCUUCUGCGGCUGUGGAUGUCGCGCUUGCCGCGUUGCAGGUAGACCGUGUAGACCGAUCACGCAACGGAGCCACCGCGGGGACCGCCAAAACGGGUCGCCAGUGGGGCAAUGCAGAUGGCGGGGUCAAGUCUACCGCACUCACACAGCGCGGCAACCAAGGAGGGGCAGCAGCAACUGCAACCGCAGUGGCGCCAUCAUCAUCUACGCAUAAAGCAAGUAGGACCGCCGGUGGCGCGGCGACGACUGCGGCGAAGGGUCGCGGUGGCAACGUACGAGGAGACGGCGUUUCUGCGUCCAAUGCGGCGACAGCAGCUAAGGAGCUUCUUUGGCACGCUCUGGCAGAUCAGAGAGAUGUGGCAGCACCGGUGGACAUGAAUGCGGAGCCGUCUGCCUUUCCAUACUGCGCAGCUGACCCGACGUCCCUGGCGUGUUACCUGUACGCGGGCUGCGAAUGCGUGGCGGACGGGGCUCCGCACGUCCCGCCUGCACGCGAUCCCCGCGCGAAAGCCGUGACAAGCUUUUUGAGCAAAGCAGCCGCGUAUCAGCGGGCGGUGUUCGCCACCAUCGCAACGGGCACGUCCGAGAACAUGGAGGCGAAGUCGUCACUACCCGUCACGGCGGCGGUGCUAAAAUGGGUCCAGGAGUUCCUCUCCUCUCCAACAGCGAAGGAGGAGGAGCAGAGCGCCAAUGCGCAGCAGAGUUCUUUUUCCUCACAAGGCGAGUCGAAGCCGCUGCUGUCGAACGUGGUCCCGCAAACUGGAGUGGCGGCUGGCGGAUGCGGCGUCGACAUGGUUACCCUGCGCGGCGACGUAGCGAAAACGUCACUCAUGAGAACCGGCCUUGACACGAAUAAGUGGCCGCUGCCUUUGUGGGUGGUCACCGCGGUGCCGCUCGCCACCGUGCCACCGCUGCCCUUGCGGACCGCGAGUGGUAGCCUCAGCGUUGGUAACGGUGGUAGUGGAGUCAAGGAGGCCUCUGUAUCGCAGUUAGACUUCAACGCCCUCUCCACUUUUACAGCCUGGGUAUCCGCGCUGAAGGGGGUCGAAAGCGUAGACGACAACGUGCGUGUGCAACAGAACUUUGGAGUCGGGGCGCUGCUGCAGCUGGUGACGCGGCUGGGCCACCUCGUCGAGGCGUAUGCCGCCUGGACACAGCAACGGGUGCCACAUCUUGCCGAUCGCAGCAGUCGUUCUCCAUGCAGCGGCAUCAAAAAGGAAGAGGAGAAAGGAAACAAAGUGUUGGGUUCAGUGCAGCUCGCGCAUGAUUCAUUCACGGAUGGCGUCUUCACCGUAGUCAAUGCGGUGUCGGCGUUGAUGGCAGAGACAAGUCGUGCGCUGGCCAGUCAAAGAGUCCCGCAGUCGCUGACCGCCGUAUGCACCACAGAAGAAGUCGACGACGAAGCACAGACACCGACGUCGCCCGGCGGUGCAACACAAGCGGUGACCACACCUCCCUCCUCCGGUCUUUUCCACCGAUAUAAAAACCCCUUCGCGAAACUUGCGGCUGCACGCUGCGGCGACGGCGGCGGCGGCGUUGUCGAGGUCGUCAUGGUGCCCCGUGCAGCCCCUGCUAACUCUAAUGGCGCAGUGGCAGAGCGAUGUGCAGUGAAGGUCGCGGACACAAGGGAGAGCGCCGACGUCGUUCUCCCUCCCUACCCGCAGGAAGUCGUGUCAAUGGUGCAACAAAUCGUCGCCAAGAACGCGGGCCACUUCGAAGUCAACUCGCCGCGUGGCACCGACACCAUCUCCACCGCCUUGUCUAGCGGCGGUGGUGGCGGUGCUGGUGGCGCGAUGGUGGAAAGUGUCAUGACAGGGUCCUCCUCUCCCGUCUCGCGCCACGCGACGAUGCUCAACAACACUACGACGCAGAGCACGGGUCUCUUGUUGCGGCAACAGCAGCAGCAACAGCGGCGCCGGCAGCGGGAACAGGGCGGGAGUGUCGCGGCUGCGCUGCGACCCUAUGUCCACGGAGUGCGGAUUGUGAAGGAGGUGUCUAAGGCAAACCUCGGGCGUCGUCCCAACACAGAGGCCGCGGUGCUGCUGCAAGAAGCGCUCGAGUCUACUUUGGCCACGCGGCCCAACUGGAAGGACGUCGACCACAGCCUGCAGUGCAGUGGAGACACGCGAGGAACGGCUGACAAGGCGCACAUGGUGAAGGUGAAUGCGCUGGAGCUCCUGCAGCGGUAUCUGGCCAGCGGCCGUGGCUCUUCCUCACCCCCCAUGCAGGGGGGUUCCUCCGCCACUGCGCGGCAGUUCAUCUCCGCGAACCGUGGCCUUACCAAGGAAAGUGACAGCGCGCUCUCGGCUGCCAACGCAGCUUCUGCAGCAGCGCAGGCCCUCACCCCACGCGUCUACGAGCACUGUCUUCAGCAGGUGCUACUGCAUCAGCUGCUAAAGGAGGCGGGCCUCGAGCCACCUCUCCACGGAAGCGACGUCGACGAUAACGGCGCGGAGGAUUGGACGGUGACGGAGCAAAUUCGGACAGAAACCAUCGUGCCCUCCCUCGUCGACUUCCGCGAGCGUUUCGGGGCACACAACGUUGUCGUGAAGGCGCCCACGUUGGACUACCAUUUGUCUUCGACGGCGGCAGCAACAGCAACACCUCCCCCAUCGGCCUCACAUCCACCCGCAUCGCUCACCGGCAACGCCGUCACCUCUACGUCAGCCCGCAGUGGGGCCGUGAAGGAGUCGGAGGAAGUUCACCAGACCUCGGCAUACGCGCACAACGCGCUCAACGUGAACCCUACGCGUCGCGUCACUCAACUGUGGAUGGCGGGCAUUCUACUGCCAACUGGAAGCGGCAUCGACAACCAGAAAAGAAAAGGAGAGCCGCUCUCGUCAAACUUUCGUCGUUGCCGCACACGGAAGUGGGUCGACAUGGUGCCCCGCGGUGGGACAAUCACCUCCAUGGAAAUGUACGCUGUGUGGCGCUCGCUAUUGUUGGCGGAGGUGUGCAAAGGAGGUGUUACCGAGGCAAAUGCGGAAGGCGCACUACACGCGGCAGAAGCGGGGAAGAGUUUGCCGACGUUAACGCCACACUUCGUCUACCAGCUUAUCGAUCAGUACGUGCAGCGACACGCUGAAGCGUCCACCGUACUUUUGGGUCGGGUCGAGCGCGUGCCGAGUGCGCCGAUCGAGUUGGCCACCGUCCCCACCGUGCCGAUGCGCUUUAGCACGCACGAGACGCUCUACCCCUACGGCGAUGCGUUGCUGGAGGUGUGGGCCGGUGAGGCGCAGCGCACGUGUCGCUACAUCAAGGCAGCCGAAGUAACAGCUGCCCUGCACAUGGGUGUCCGCUCGCCAGGGACUCUCUCCAGCCCCCUGCACCUCUCCGUGCGCUGGGACGAUGGCUUGCUCUUCUCCUGCAGCACCACCGGUGCGAAGCAAAGCUCCUCCGUGCCGCUGAUAGACGUGCGGGUGACAACGUCGAAUUUGGUGCUGCAGCGGUGCGCCGAGGUGGCACGCUUGCGGCUGCGACGCUUUCCAAACACCUCGUCGUGCGCUACAGCCGCUGGCACUGCGGCAGGGCACGAGAGCGGUGGACAGUCGGCCGCCUAUUUUCCGCAAGGCCUUUUAAGCGAGGUGUGCCCUUUGUUGUUUGAGGAGCGCACCACGCUGUACUGUGUGCACGACUGCCCGCCGCUCGAGGAGUCCUCUACCACGGAAGGAGCGGCGGCAGUUGGAGACGCCGGAACCGCCGUCGUGGAGGCCACGAUCGACAUCUCCGUGGAAGAGGCGGAGGAGUCCUGUGAGGUGGACGAGGUCACAGGAGUGGUCCAUCGCGUCUAUCCCUCUGGGACGCACCUACUGCAGUUUCCGAGUGGCGCCAUGUUGGCCCGUCGUCCGAUUGCUGCUGAAAGCAUGGCUGCCGAUACGACCGCAGCGAAUGCAGCGACCCACUGCCCAUUGUCGUCUACCUUCGCGCCUCCCCUAGCGGGGCAGCAGUGGUGUGAAACGCUCGUCACCAGUGAUGGCCGCUGCUUUGUGCGGCGUGUCUGCACACCGGCGCAAGACACCCCGCCUCGCACCGCGGCUGACACGACAACGGAGCGACAGCCCCCGAGGUCUGCCACGGACAUGGCGAGCGGCGUUUUUCGCCGAGUGGUGCCGCGCACAAAAAAGGAUGGGCUGCCUCCCGCCUUCACACACGCGGAGGCCAUUUACGACGCCGUGCGCCACUGCCACGUGCGAUCUCGUCAAGACGGGCUGACCGUGGUGGAGUACGGCUCCGUUGCGGAAACGUCAGUGGCGGCGACGACGGCAACAGCGAGGGUCCAGCAACCGAGCGCGAGAACGGUGGCACGCGUCGUGGUGUUUCCUGAUGGCACGUCCAUCACCACAUUGGCCGAUCGUGAUGUGCGGCAGCGCGUUUUGUCAGGUAGAGGUGCCGCAGUCGGUGGCGGCUCUCUUCCACCCGCCAUCGCCCUCUCCUCGUCGUCGUUGUGCGCCAUGUUGGAGGAGGUCGAGGCGGUCGAGAGCAGGCUGUUCGGGGCCAGUGAAGACGUGGAAGCGGGGGAGGAUGACACAGACAGAGCCGCUGCAGGUGCUCAGCCAUCGGUACGGUGGCUGGUGGAAGCUCCCACGCUGCCGCGCUUUUACCUCGCUCCGGCCGAGGCGGAGCACAACACCGCUUUUAGCGUUGUCUUCGGUGACGGCACCAUGCUGCAACGGCAUUGGCUGCCUGCGGCGGCCUCCAGUCCUCCACCCGGAGACGCAACGCGACUUCAGAGCAGUCCGAGGACCAGCAGCAGCGCCGCCAUCGCUGCAGAUGACGAGUCUUUCCAUCUGGAUGCCACCGCCUCCACCAGCGAUGCAACGGCUUCAACGUGGUACAACGGUGGAACAGCGGCCACGGUGCUGCUUCGUCCGUCGACGAGUGCGGUGCGGGUGUUACACCAACACGCGGUUGCCACGAUCGAGCCGGCAGACGUCCUCGCAUCGACAACGCGCGCCUCACCAGCGGCGUACGCGGUAGGGCAGGGGCUGCCGUUUUUUGACUUCGCCUACGGUGGCGGGAUGCGGCUGGUGGACGCCGCGCGUUGCGUGUGGGAGAUUCGCGGGCUCGCAAAUCCUUCGGGGCCCAAUGUGUUCUACCCAGACUACCCGCGCCCCUACGAAGAGCUUCUCCGCGAACUCGUGAGCGCACACUACAGCCCACACCGACUCCCCCGCGCAGCGGAGGUGACGUACGCGUGUGAGCAGCGGCGGGAGCGCCUUAUGUACGCGCGGCAGCGAUCGACGGGGUGGUGCCCCCCGCUCGCGCGGCGACUGCGUGAGCUUUCAGAGCCGUACAUACGCACCACCAACUUGCUGCGCAGCGACGUUCUCACACCGAUUGAAGCCGCCGCGGCUGGUGUUGCGGAAGGCGUAGAGUUUGACUUGACUGGCGGGACGACCUUAAGAACAUCUUCCGCACAUCGUGCUGCUGCCGCAGUGGCGGCAGUCCGGGCCAUCGCCACCAUCCGGCCCGUGUGCUUUGGGCAGCUGGCAAAUAGCGAGUCCAUCCGCUACUGGUGUGCCCGGGACGUUAUCCGAGCUCCCUCCUCCACGGAAGCCGCCACUGCGAGUGUCGCCGCUUUCGCCAAUGAGCCACAUGUUCUCCAGCGCGUUGUCCCGUCUGUCGCGGCCGGCGGUGUUCUGCGCUACACCUGUAAUGCGCCAUCGUACGCGUCCGCAGCAGAGGUGAUGGCGGUGCUUUCUGCUGGGGGAAGGGGCGAUGCCGGCGGCGACGGUAGCGUACUCAGCCAACGGUUGGCGGAGGCGCAGCGACUGUCGUUGCUCUGCAUUGGUGGCCUCGCUCCUGUCCUUCCCUCUUCUUCCACGAGGGGCUCCUCGCCGGAGUUUGCUGUGACGUACGUGUCCAGCCUGCCUCCGUUGGCCGUGCUCAUCUCCCACGGAUGCCGGUGGUUGCCGCCAUCCCUGCAGCCCCCGCAGCAGUUCAGCUCCGCGUACAGUAAGUCGGUCGUGCACGCCGUCGCAGCGCAGCGAGAUGUCGCGUGGAUCCACGACGGCACUGCAGCGGCGACUGGCGCGUCAGCAGCGGGCGCAGCCUACGUUCAGUACACAACGGCGCACAUGGAGCCCGGUGCUCCGCCGGCGAUGCUACGGAUGGCAGUGGUGCGUCGUGAGCUGCGCCGUUACGAGGAGCUUGCGCAGCUGAGCCGCUACCAUCGCGUGUUGGCGGCGCAGUGGCCCAUGGAACAGCCGGGCACGGCACAUGAGGAGCAGGUGCGUUUGGAGAUGCGUUGUGAAGAGUUGCAGCGCGCCCGGCGUCCUCUGCUCACGGAAGAAAAGACGUUCUUCCCGUCUGCUGUGUCAAAAGAUUCAAACACAGCCGGGUGUAGGCAGCAAACAGCCUCCCGUUUGGUGAUCUAG